AUGGGUCUGAGUGCCUACAAUGACAAGAUUAACAUGAAGAAGCAGCUUGAACUGGAAACCAUGAUAGGUUGUGUUGCUGUUCUGAAGUAUUAUGAGUUUGUUGUGGAUAUUCUGAUUGGGUUUGACUGCUGCUGCUGCAGUAGCAAGGACCAAUGUGGAGACAGGAUGGAGACAAUCAAUUGUGAUGGAGUCCAGGACCGGAACCCCUUCACCCCCAUCAAGUUUAUGGGCUGCUUAGUAUUUGCUAGCAUUACUAUUCUGGUUGUAUCAAAUGUUUUGAAAUAUCUAAACUUUGAACAGCCGGACAAUGUAAUAAUGGUUAUGAUGCCCUUCUCCUUAUUAAAUGCUGAAGGAAUGCCAGACUGGUUCACUUUCGGGCAAAAAAAAGUUAUAUCUGGAAGUAUUUUGCUGAUAGUAUGGGCUCUGGCAUCGGCAUUACUAACUUUUGCAUUUUCUAGUAAUCUCAGAGCAAUUCUUUUAUCACCAGUCAUGGAAACCUUUGCUGAUACCUCUGCUCAAAUAGUUGAGAAAAAUUUGGAGGAAGGUAUUCAAGUUGCUCUACAGGAAAAAAAUGUUGUUCUCUUGAGUUCCAACUACCAGGUAAUGUUAGAACAAAUUUGGUUGAGGAUGAACAAGUCUAUACUGUUUCAUUUCAGCAGACAGGAAGAACUAACACCUGCUAAAUACAAAGCAAUGAUAUUGGGAAGAAAUUUCGUUUGGAAUGAGGUCUUUGACCUUCAUGUUUUAAUCUGUUAUCAGGCUGGAUUCACAGUAGCAGAUGAAAGGGCUACAUUGAAAGAUCCUUGGCUUGGUCCUUUUGACCAUGCUAACAAUGUUAGAUACAUCAGGAGAAAAUAUCAAGGCAGGGUUUCUGAUGAGAUGCUGACCAUGUUGAUAGAAAUGAUUCCAGAAGAACACAAUGUGGAAACACUGAACCUUCAGCAUAUGACAAUUCCAUUUAUAAUUUUUGGAGUUGGUCUGACAACUGCUACUUUAGGAACUAAACAUUUUAAUAACCUUAUUUCUGUUAGGUCUGAGAGAACUGUAACACCUCCUGAACCAACAAACCCCGCCGAGAAACCAGGAUGUCUCAAGAAAAUGGGACAACUACGCUACAUCGAUAUCUCUAAUUCGUAG
Molecule: messenger RNA, 1137 nt
Organism: Eurytemora carolleeae
Lineage: Eukaryota; Metazoa; Arthropoda; Copepoda; Calanoida; Temoridae
Exons: 13
Coding region: 1-1137 (378 amino acids)
Source: RefSeq, a predicted model, not a curated record